Messenger RNA from Penicillium odoratum, 1716 nucleotides. RefSeq names its product cytochrome P450. The record is from RefSeq and is a predicted model, not a curated record. Bases 1 to 1716 code for a protein of 571 amino acids. The transcript has 5 exons. Gene Ontology annotation, molecular function: oxidoreductase activity, acting on paired donors, with incorporation or reduction of molecular oxygen; monooxygenase activity; iron ion binding. NCBI's taxonomy places the organism in Eukaryota, Fungi, Ascomycota, Eurotiomycetes, Eurotiales, Aspergillaceae.
AUGGCUUCCCUCCUUUCCGUGGAAGCACUCGCAAAGGCUUUGAGUGCUGAUCUCCUCAGUCUUGGAUUAUCGGCAGCUAGCUUUGGAGUUUUAUCUCAUGUUUCAGUCUUUCGCAGUCUACCCGUUGAGGAAUACUUGGAUAACCUCUUGAUUCUGUAUGCUGUGACCAGCGUUGCGAUCGGGGCUACUUACCUCGCUAUUACAGAUGUAUCAUUUCUACAGGCUCUCUUCCGAUUAGGUGUGAUUGCAUCGGCAUUUAACACAGGUCUCGCCUCUAGCAUGGGUGUCUAUCGGUUGUUUUUCCACCGUCUACAUCGUUUCCCAGGUCCUAAGCUAUCUAAGCUUUCUCGCUUCUACAAUGCCUAUCUUGUUGGGGAGAAUCUUCAGUAUCAUCUUGAGCUCAAGAAGAUGCACGAGACAUAUGGAGAUUUCAUUAGAACCGGCAUGUUUCCGAAUCACAUUACCUACUUACCUCUAUGCAUCGUUCGCAAAACAGCAGUCCCACUCCUCUUCUCCGCACAAUCCAAAUGUAACAAAUCUACCUUCUACGCCCAAGCACAAACCGAGUCCAAAUACUGUAAUGUCCACCACGUACGUGACCACGAUGAACACCGCAAACGUAGGAAGGCCUGGGAUCGCGCCUUCAGCAUUAAAGACUCAGCCCUCGCAACAUACGAGCCAAACGUCGGCGCCAAAGCAGACCAGUUCAUCGCCCACGUGGAAAACAAUCUCGGCCAAGCAAUCGACAUCAGCUCCUGGGCUAUGUUCCUCAGUUUCGACAUAAUGGGCAACGUAGGAUUCGGCAAGGAAUUCAACAACCUCACCACCGGCGUCGAGCAUCCAGGCAUCAAAGCCGUUCACGACCACAUGGCUAUCCUAGGAACGAUGUCCCACGUCCCAUGGCUGUUAAAUCUUGCCGGUCGGCUUCCAGGAGCAACAAAUGCAUUGAAAGAGUUCUUUAACUGGUGUGAAGAUGAGAUUGUACAGAAGCAGAAGACCUGGGAUGCCAACGAAUACCCAACAGAUGUAAUAUCAUGGCUACUUAAAGCAUAUGUGGAGAAAGAUGUCUCGGCGGCACCUACUGCAACUGCGCUCCAUGAGGAUUCGCGCGCUCUUCUCGUUGCUGGGAGUGAGACUACGGCUACCACCCUGGCAUCAGUGCUUUACUUCCUUGCGAAGAACCCUGCUGUGCAGAGGAAGUUGCAGCGACAAUUGGAUGAGGCGAUGCCUGGAGGAGCUAGUGAGUGGUCUUAUGACAAAGCUAAGAGUGUGAUAUAUCUCGAGGAUAUUAUCAACGAGACGCUUCGAUUACGGCCUGCGCUGAUGACGGGUGGAUACCGUGUUACUCCUGCUGAAGGACUCCAGGUCGAUGAGGUGUAUAUCCCUGGGGAUGUUAAUGUUUUUGUGCCAGUUCAGUUGAUCCAGACUGAUGAGCGGUAUUAUUCUGAGGCGAAGAUGUUUGUUCCGGAAAGAUGGCAUGAGAGGGAAGAGAUGGUUCAUGAAGGAGCUCCUUUUCUUCCAUUUUUGCUUGGACCGUAUGUCUGCCCUGGAAAGAAUCUGGCGUUGAUGAGUCUACGCAUUUCGGUUUCCAAGCUGGUACAGCUGUAUGAUAUCACGUUCGCGCCAGGUGAGACGGGUCAUGCUUUCGAGACCGAGACGCUGGAUACAUUUACUACUACGCUGCCGCCACUGCAGAUUCAGUUUCAGCGUCGGUGA